Messenger RNA from Cryptosporidium muris RN66, 2403 nucleotides. RefSeq lists its product as uncharacterized. The coding region runs from base 1 to 2403 and encodes 800 amino acids. The record is from RefSeq and is a predicted model, not a curated record. Lineage: Eukaryota; Apicomplexa; Conoidasida; Eucoccidiorida; Cryptosporidiidae. The transcript has 2 exons.
AUGAGAAUUUUUGUUUAUCCUGUACACUCAAGUAUACUUCCAUUACAGUUUUGGAAUGCAUCCGGAAAUUUUGAUGAACUUAAUAAUUAUAAUUUGCAAUAUGGAAAUACUGGUAGCAACAAUAGUUCAAUAUUUCCAUUUACAAAAUUGACUAAUUUUUACACAAAUGAAAUAUAUUAUAUGACUGUCAAUCAUUUCCAAUGUAUUAAAAAGGCUUCUAUAGAGGCAUAUAAAUACAUUAAAAACAAUGUAGAGGUGAGCUCUAUAAGAAUUUAUAGGCGAGUAAGGAUAACACUUCAGCAGAAGAGUUAUGCAUAUAUUUCUGGUGAGCAAUUAAAUUUAUUAAAUCCUUUAAGUAAUAUGUAUCCAAUGAUUUUGGAUGAAGUGGAUAAUUCAGCUCAAACUUCGUGUCCUUAUAGAUAUUUUAUUAUACCAAAUAACAAAUUUAACAUAGAUGAUAAAUUACCAAAAGAUUUAGUUCGUGAAUUCGAUGAUUUAUUAUUAGGAUCUGGGACAAUAGCUAUAUUUAUACACGGGGGAAUUUGGUAUAUUUAUGAAGGUUUGGGAUAUUAUUCACCUAUAAGAUUAUUUGAGAAUCUUUCUCAAAAAGGAAUAUUUGCAUAUUCUGGUUUAAAGCAAAGUAUUCAUUAUAUAUAUGUGACAAGCAUAGAAAAAAAUAGUAAGAUAGUUGAAGGUAAUGAUAAAGAUAUUGAAGUAAUUCUUCAAGAGUUUAUUUUUAGGAGGUCUCUUAUUUCUAUAGAAGAGAAGCUGGAAGAUGAAAAGUUAGAGAUGAAAGCUAGACAACGAGUUAUACUUAGAACAAAAAUAGAAGAAGACUUAAAGAGACAACGCUUAUUAUCUUAUAAGAAAUUAAGUGAUUUAGAGUGUAAUAGUUGCAUAGAUAUAUUUCAAUGUCCUCAAUGUAAUAAAGAGAUCUUUCCUUCAGAGAACGAAGUGGAAUUUCAUACUGCAGUAAUAUUGGCUAAAAAGGGAAUAUGGUAUGAAGAUAUAAUUAAACCUUCAGUGUCAUUAAAUAUUAAGUCACCUUUUUAUACCUUAGAGAGAAAAAAAUUUGAAGAAUUAUGUUUUGUAAGAGUAGAAGAAGACUCAAAAAAGAUAUUACAAUAUAACUUGAUUUCUCAGAAGGUAAGUAAUACAGAUGAUGUUGAUAUAUCAGAAGUUUCGCCAGUAUCACAAUCAAUUGGUUAUGAAGAAUUAUUGCCUAUUGAAGUUAGUGAACAAUUACCACAAGCUUUGGACCAUUCAUUUGGCAAUACUAGUCGCGAAACACCAGUAACCUUAUUAGAGGAUUCUCCAAUAUUUCAAGAACUAUCAGUUAAACCUUUAUAUAAAGAUCCUCUAGUACUUGGAGUGCAUUCAGUUGAAGAAUUUAAAAGUGACUCUUUAGAUAAGAUUAAAUUAAUAGAUGAGUCAGAGAGUAAAGUUCCUCCAGAGCUUGUAGAAUUACGAAAACAUCCACUAUAUAAUACUUCAUUAAAGCCUAAAGAAUUGUUAAACUCAUCAGCUAUAAAAGAUCUACCAGCAUCUAUAGAGUCUUCUGAUAAACUACUUCAUUCUAAAUCAGGUUUCACCAAACCUUCAGUAAAAUUAUUUGUUAGAAAUUUCUUAAAACAUCGAGAACCUUCAUCUUUUUUAGAUCAAAAUAUCAAAAAAUCACAUGAAUCUCCUCUUGGUUAUACUAUCUCAACUAUUCCCUCUAAUAAAAUAUUUAAUACUGAAUCUCCAUCUUUAUAUUUAAAGGAUUUGGAUAAUUCCAUGAUAUCUAGAGAAAUUUCAGUAAUUCAACCAAAUCCUUGCAUUAAGUAUUGCCCCAAAUUUAUAUUGGACACUGUAGAUAAAUCAACUGAAACAGCAUCUAUACGGGCUAUAGAAAAAUUUACUAAAUAUUUAAGUCCUCUAUUUAACUUAUUAUAUUUUGGAAAUAAUAAAUAUGAGUAUAGAAGAAUUUAUGAUUCAAUGCUAUUUUGGGGUUUCCAAAGUGGAUCUAAUCAUUUGACUAGGUUAUCAAAUAUAUUAUAUAAAAAAUCUUUAGAUUUAAACGGAUAUAAACAAAAUCAACCUGUUCUUCAAAGUAGAAUAGAUCAGAAAGCUUCUCAUAUAUUAGCUACAAAUUCAGUACAUCGAGAUAACACUAUAACUAAACCAUUAUAUUUUAAUUCUAGUACAGCAUAUAAUAGACAUAAUUCAAAUGAACUACUGAGAAUUAAACGGAAUUCAAUUACAAAGCCUAGAUCAAUAAGGCCAUUAAGAAAGAAGAUAAAAAGGAGGUAUCCAAAGAAAACUGUUACUUCUAAGCUUAAAUCAGUGAAGAAGUCAUAUGAAGAUUCAUUGAUACCACACACCAGGAAAAGAAGAGAACAAAAAAUGAAAAGGCAAAUUUAA